Messenger RNA from Fusarium pseudograminearum CS3096, 297 nucleotides. RefSeq lists its product as uncharacterized. NCBI's taxonomy places the organism in Eukaryota, Fungi, Ascomycota, Sordariomycetes, Hypocreales, Nectriaceae. The record is from RefSeq and is a predicted model, not a curated record. Bases 1 to 297 code for a protein of 98 amino acids. The transcript is spliced from 4 exons.
AUGACUGACACCUGCAAACUGAUUAGCCUCGGAUCAAUAAGAUGUUGGGAUGUGUCUGUACCCAGCUACCUGAGAUUUCAUACUGUCGCUAUUUCUCCAACUAAGCCCUCAACUUCCACUAAUCUUCAUCCUCAACUGAUAAGACCCCUAUAUGAAAAGAUAAAUAAGCAAUUAACCAAGAUGUCUAACAUGUAUUGCCGCACCAUCCGACCUGAUGACCUUAGCCCCCUGAGGCGCCAGUACGAGCAGGUCUUCCAGUACCGCCAUGACGACUUCAUCGACGCAAUAAUCUACUAG